Gregarina niphandrodes is the source of this 2571-nucleotide messenger RNA. RefSeq names its product collagen triple helix protein. The coding region runs from base 1 to 2571 and encodes 856 amino acids. The record is from RefSeq and is a predicted model, not a curated record. NCBI's taxonomy places the organism in Eukaryota, Apicomplexa, Conoidasida, Eugregarinorida, Gregarinidae. The transcript has 2 exons.
AUGGGCACAGGUGCUCCAACGGAUACGUGUACAGCUAUGGAGGGAGGGGGUUGGCGUAUCAUCUCUUCGGAUCGAAAGCGACAAAGAUAUACGAAGAAGACGGUGCAAAAAUGGAUGCAGUAUAUGAUUCAGAAUAAAACUGACAAAUGGCAGGACGAUCCCAAUGAACUUUCCGUUCACGGGUUCGAAGCUGCACUCAACCACGGAGGAGCCUUCUGCUCAAUCAAUUCCGUCAAUAAGACAGCCAACUUCAACAUGCUCGGUGGUAGACGGGAUCACUUUACUACCGUGGACUCUUUAACCAAGUCGUUGAUUGCCCUCGACGCUUCCGCGCCCGGUGACAUACUGGCUUGUAACAGCAUGUUGAGCGGUAGUGGCGCCGUGGACGGUAGUGGCGCCGUGGUGAGGGAUAGUGACGGCGUACGUGGUGAAUCCCUCGGACCUACGUUGAGACAUCUGCUACCUGGUGUGACGACUUCUUGUUCGGGAUCUAAUUCCUUGGACGAGACUGGCACGAGUUGCAUCGUUGACACGGGGGGACGGUCCCUAAGCUUCCGACGUUAUGAUACUGACAUUGUCCUACCGCCAUCGGUCGUGAGCAACCCCUUGCCACGCGUGGUUGUGUUUGAGUGCGUGGAUGUCAAUUUGAAGGCCGUUAUGUUCAUCAUGAGAUUCCCACACUCCCCACCGCCUUUGGCACCCGUACUGCCUUUGGGGGUCUCAAACAAAUACUUAGUCAGAUAUCCCUUCCCGGGCGGCAGAAUCGGCCCAGGCGACAGAAUCGGUCCAGCCGUACUGACCCACGGUCCAGGCGAACUGAGCCAUGGGAGUGUAAUGCGUGCAAAUGGAAUGGUUGGAAACAGUACAGGUGGACAUGCGCUCUGUGGAGUUGCAUACCGCUAUAACUCAAGCACAGAGAUCCCCGAGGACGGCUCGGCAUUGCUGUCGGCCACGCUUUCAAACAAUCACAGCCAGGACCGGGGCUGCGCCGAACUGUUCAGUUCGUUCGCAAGAAGUCACUCCGACAUCGGCUCGUCUUCUGCACUAUCGUCCAGUGCACUCUCGUGCAGUGCGGCUUCGGGUGAUGCGCUCUCGUGCGGUGCACUGUCUUCAGCAAUCUCCUCUUCCAUAAUCUCCUCCGUAACAUCGUGCUCGUUAACCUCGGGCUCAGUAACCUCCGCCGUCAGAUCCACCUCCAGGGUACACAGCCGAUGCGGUCAAACACCUCCUGUACACCCGAUCGCAAACGCAGUCGUCGCGGCCAUGGUUGGCCCAGCUGUCCCGGACCGGCGACUGUCGGCCUCACUGAGCCAAGAGGGGUUGCAGUGCAGCAGCUACAACUUCAGUCUCCUUGAAGCAACCGUGGACCCUCCCGGCACCGCACAUUUGGCCGCUGCUCCUGCACAUCUGCCUGCUGCGCCGCGCAUGGACCCCACGAGCCAGUGGCGAAGCCGGCAAGGCCAAGUCGAUGAUUUGCUUGCCUAUGGUCAAGGCGUUACGCACUGUGCAGAAACCUUCUCCCUUCCAGCAGAGUCCUCGUCCCUUGCAGCGGAGUCUUCGUCACUUCCGGCGGAGGCCUUGUCCCUUCCAACUGCCUUGUCUCUUCCCGUGGAGUCCGAACAGGCUGUCAAAGGCGAGAGCAACGAGUCGACCACGGCCUCGGACUCUAGUGCCUGUGCUUCCUUCUUGACCACGUGCACUGCUACUCAUGCGGGGACCCACCUCGACGAAGCGGGUCCUCUCGGCGAGGCGGGUCCUCUCGGCGAGGCGGGUCCUCUCGGCGAGGCCGGUCCUCUCGGCGAGGCCGGUCCUCUCGGCGAGGCGGGUCCUCUCGGCGAGGUGGAGUUGUCGGGCAAGUGUGGUAUGUCCCUCAGCAACAGCUCCACACCCUCCUUGCUCACCAGCCCUCACGCGGCAGCACCGCAGACGUACAACUUGUGGAGCAGCGGAACGUGGGAGAGCGAAGGCGGCGUCUGCGUCGAUAGACCCGCUCAGGGGCUCCAGCGACCCCUGUACGGCGGUCAGGGUCCCACAGGCGAAACCGUCUACUGCAGCUACGACAACCCCGUGUACUCUGGCUACGAUUGUGGAAGCCCACAACUCUGGAACAACCACCAAUCGUUCGGGAAUAACCUCAACGGCGCUAGCCAUGAUCUAGCUAGCGCUGAUCUUAACGGUAAUAACCUCCCUGACGGUAACUUCGGUGAUGAUAACCUUAGUGAUUACGAGGACCAGCAGGUGUUGUCGGUGGCGGACUUCAUGGACAGCGCGGCUUUAAUGGACGACGCUCUGCUCCUGAGCAAACAAGGCUACCGGGCGACAUGCACCUUCGCCACAGAGCGACUCGGACCGCCCGAGGACCUGAACCGAAAAGGCUUGGAUGUGAGCAGUCCCGAGAGACCCGACCCGCCGCGCGGUCGGCGGAAACCAGCCCUCAAGGCCAGCGCCAAACGCAAACCUGGAGUACGGGGCAAGAAGAAGGAGGACCCCUGGCCCCUGACCCUCAGCUCCGACGACGAACUGCCCCAGAAAAGGAAACGCCGCAAACCUGUCGUGCCCCAACCCGAGUAA